This is a messenger RNA of Volvox carteri f. nagariensis, 823 nucleotides long. RefSeq lists its product as uncharacterized. NCBI's taxonomy places the organism in Eukaryota, Viridiplantae, Chlorophyta, Chlorophyceae, Chlamydomonadales, Volvocaceae. The record is from RefSeq and is a predicted model, not a curated record. The transcript has 9 exons. The coding region runs from base 44 to 823 and encodes 259 amino acids.
GACGUGAUAAAAUCAACUUGCGAGCUGACCAGGAACUAAGUUGAUGCGCAGUAGAUCCGCUAGAUUUGGUUGGAUGCUGGUGCCAGCUGCCAGACGCUGCAGCAAAUCGCAGCAGACCGCAGCUGGCAGCAAUAGCAGCAGGAGCAGCACAACUCUAUUCAUUACGUACAUCGCGCGCAAUCAUAUAUUUCCGCUCGUCAGGAAACAGGAUCCCUCGCUCCGAUCUAACCUCGCGCUGGCUAAACGCGCGAAGCCCCGUAACGAGCACAAGCCCGAGACCCUGCCCGGUGUGCGCGACGAUGCGUCCGGACUCGCCUGGGACCCCAGCGGGGCGUGGUGGCUGGUCGCUGACCACCCCCUGUCUGCCGUCAAGUACGACCUCAACUUUUCUCGUGUACUACAGGCUGUAUCACUGACCGGCGUGCUCGACCCUGAAGGGCGGCCCGCCGGCAUGGCGCGAAUUAAGCUGGCGGGUCUGGUGCGAUACCCCAACAAGGGCAUCGAAGGUAUUGCGUACGACACGACGAGCAGUGAUUUCUUCAUUGCGCAGGAAGACUUCCCCCAGGCGGUCUACCGGUUGUCGCCGGACGGCUCGUUCGAGGGAAGAAGCAAGAGGAUUGAGAGUCAAAAUGGUCAAAUCGGGCAGAGUGAUGUCAUGGAAUGGAGAUGUGGGACUUACGGCCGCCAUGAGGGGAUGGCGGCCAUGUGCGAGCGGCUUGAGGGCGUGGUUGAGGGUGUUGCACUCAGCGGCGACGGGCGCCUCCUGGCAGUGGCGAGUGAGCCCAACACCUUCAGCCUGUACUCCGCGGGGUCCUGCGGGUGA